UCCUCAUUCUCCUCCAAACAUAGCUUCUAUGUAUAUAUAAAAUCUCAGAACAAAUCAACAUGGCUUCUUGUUCAUCAACUACAACUUCAAGUUUCCACAAAACUCAUGUCAUUUCUUCUUCUUGUUCUUCUUCGUCUAUGAAAAAUGAUCGAACGGCUCAGAGCUUCCAAUCAAGAACCAUGAAACCAUGCAGUAGAAAAGCUAAUGUAGUACAAUCUGCUCUUCAGUCUCCCUCUAUUACAUUCCCGAAACACCCUUGCAAAUUACCCGAAAUUACCAAACAAGACAAGACCAUGCCACAAAAAUGGAACUUGUUCCAGAAAGUGGCAGCUACGGCUCUAGAUAUGGCUGAAAAUGCUUUGCUUUCGUUCGAAUCCAAAACCCCGUUGGCUAAAACUGCUGAUCCAGCUGUCCAAAUGGCCGGAAACUUCGCUCCGGUGCCCGAACAACCUGUUCGUCACAACUUGCCAGUGUGCGGGACGAUUCCUGAUUGUAUUUCGGGCGUCUACGUUCGAAACGGGGCUAACCCUUUAUUCGAACCUACUGCGGGACAUCACUUGUUUGAUGGCGAUGGAAUGAUUCAUGCUGUCACUAUUAAUGGUAAUUCUGUUAGUUAUGCAUGUAGGUUUACCGAAACAGAAAGACUAGUACAAGAACGAGUUUUGGGCCGCCCGGUUUUUCCUAAGGCCAUUGGGGAGCUUCAUGGACAUUCGGGCAUAGCGCGAUUGGCGCUCUUUUAUGCUCGUGGGCUAUUCGGACUCGUGGAUCAGAACCAUGGAAUUGGUGUGGCUAAUGCUGGCCUUGUUUAUUUCAAUGGCCGGCUUUUAGCCAUGUCAGAAGAUGAUCUCCCGUACCAUGUUCGAGUCAAGACGAGUGGUGAUCUAGAGACUAUCGGUCGAUUUGAUUUUGACUCGGAACUGCAGUCUACGAUGAUUGCUCACCCGAAACUUGAUCCAGUAUCAGGUGAGCUUUUUGCUCUUAGUUAUGAUGUCAUUAAAAAGCCUUAUUUGAAAUAUUUUCGAUUUUCGGAAGAUGGUAAAAAAUCUGAAGAUGUGGAGAUUCCGUUAGAGAUUCCUACUAUGACUCAUGAUUUUGCAAUCACGGAGAAUUUCGUAGUGAUUCCGGAUCAGCAAGUAGUUUUUAAGCUGGAAGAAAUGAUCAAAGGUGGUUCACCAGUUAUGUACGAGAAAAACAAGAUGUCGAGGUUCGGAGUUCUACCAAAAUAUGCUAAGGAUUCCUCAGAAAUUAUUUGGGUUGAAUCACCCGAAACGUUUUGUUUCCAUUUAUGGAAUGCAUGGGAAGAACCCGAAUCGGACGAAGUUGUCAUUAUCGGUUCUUGCAUGACACCUCCUGACUCCAUUUUCAACGAAUCUGACGAGAGCCUAGAAAGCAUUUUAUCCGAAAUCCGGCUUAAUUUGAAGACGGGAAAAUCCACACGUCGCGCAAUAAUGAAACCAUCAGAACAAGUGAACAUCGAGGUUGGAAUGGUGAACCGGAAAAAACUAGGCCGAAAAACCAGGUAUGCUUAUCUAGCCAUUGCUGAGCCGUGGCCUAAAGUUUCGGGUAUUGCUAAAAUCGACUUAUUUACGGGAGAGUCACAAAAGGUCUUUUACGGUGACAAAAGGUACGGUGGUGAACCAUUUUUUUUGCCCUCCGAAUCGGACAAAGAAGACGAGGGAUACAUUAUGGCUUUCGUUCACGACGAACAGACAUGGAAAUCAGAACUUCAAGUGAUCAAUGCAGCGACCAUGAAGCUAGAAGCAACAGUAAAGCUUCCGUCGAGGGUUCCCUAUGGAUUUCAUGGCACAUUCAUAAGCUCCGAAGAGUUAGCACAGCAAGUAUAGAUAGUCAUUUACAUGGUGAAUUAAACUAGAGGUGAUCGGUAUCGGUGGGAUGCUGAGGUUUCCCCGGACUCUCCUCGGCUCGGCUUUCGGGUAUCGGGUACAUUUUAUUCGGAUAUAAAUUAUUAUUUAUUACAGAUGUAGAUAAUUUGUUGAUAAAUUUGAUAGAGUUUGGGAGGGAGAUAAAGAAACUAAGCUUGUAGCUUGAUCGUAGAUGGUUUUGGAGCUCAGCUUGUUUUGGAUAGAUAUCAAGAAGCUAAUUAAGCUUGUGAAUUAUGUGUACAAAUGGAAUUGACGAUGUUGUUAAAACACAUGGUUUUUGAGAUUAAUUUUUCUUAAUCUGAGGUU
Messenger RNA from Daucus carota subsp. sativus, 2189 nucleotides. Its product is annotated as 9-cis-epoxycarotenoid dioxygenase NCED2, chloroplastic. Gene Ontology annotation, molecular function: carotenoid dioxygenase activity. Gene Ontology annotation, cellular component: chloroplast stroma. Bases 60 to 1844 code for a protein of 594 amino acids. The transcript has a single exon. The record is from RefSeq and is a predicted model, not a curated record. Lineage: Eukaryota; Viridiplantae; Streptophyta; Magnoliopsida; Apiales; Apiaceae. Gene Ontology annotation, biological process: carotene catabolic process.